GUUAGAGUGGUAGAGUAGUCUCCGAACUAGCUGUCAGCUUGGUUGAUCAAAAAAUUCGAAACCGAUCCUCCAGAAGAUCCUGCAGCGGUUGCUCCUGCUCCGGAGCCAUGGAAACGGUGCACUCGGCCAUCGGCGUGGCGGGCGUAGUGGCCAUGCUUUUGGUGGUCACCCACUCGCUGAAGCAGGUGGGUGGUCGGUUGUUGGACCAAACCCGUGACCCGAUCUCCGACCUCGUGACCCGGGGCGGUCCGGUGGCCGAUCAGCUGACCGCCGUCGAAGGAGAAACUCCCUUGGUCGAAGGCGAUCGCAUGGAUGGCGCCUGUUCCGUGGUCCAAAGUAUUGGAGGCAAGGCUUGUGCCAUGGUGGGACCCCUGUUGCCCAAGUUGGGGAGCGAUCGGAAGUCCGGGGACUCCUCGACAGAGGAGGAAGUGGCCAAGAAGGACUCGGAACCGGCCGCUGCGAAACGGGAAACUCCGCCAGCGGCAGAUCCACCGGAAGAGGAGUAAAUCCAGCCAGCAAAGUCGGCUUUGAAAUCCAAAAUUUUAGUAGUAUCAAGUAGGCCUUGGCCUGAAACUUCAGAUUUUUGUCGGCUUUGUGUGACUCGAAGCCAACAGAGCUCAUUCAUUUUUAACAGUUUGGACUGAACACAUCUCUCUCGUUGAAUAAAAAAAUAA
This is a messenger RNA of Drosophila biarmipes, 674 nucleotides long. RefSeq lists its product as uncharacterized. Bases 108 to 506 code for a protein of 132 amino acids. The transcript has a single exon. The record is from RefSeq and is a predicted model, not a curated record. NCBI's taxonomy places the organism in Eukaryota, Metazoa, Arthropoda, Insecta, Diptera, Drosophilidae.